AUGCCGACCCCGAGUGACAACACACCACUCUUGACUGCUUCCUCGAUCGUUGAAGAAAUCUCCGCUCGCUCCACCUGCCCCCCAGAGGUUGAGAGAUUAUCUUCCUUGAGAGACUCGCGUGAAUCGUCAACUACAAUUGCGGAGAGUGAUGCUCCCGAUAGCACCUUUUCGCCAACCGUCGCAUCCACCCAGACCGCCUUGACACCAUCCGACGAUGCGAUCGCUUCUUCCAAUGCAGACCCCGUGAGGGGCGAGCCAGUACCCAGUCUCCCCUUGAAAGGCGUGGUAAGACCUGAAGAGGAACCCGCUACGAGGAGACUGAGUCCUGCUGCGGAGUCGUCAUGCUCUGUUGCCCCGUCGUCCGCAGUCCCCUCCCCAUCCGCCACUUCCCUGUUGAGUUAUGAAUUCUCCAACAUUCGGCUUCGUCCUAAUUACACUUCUUCUUUUCUGCGCCCCGGAAGCACAUUUACUGGCACACAGCAAUCGGACAGUCACGUAUAUAGUGUUGAUGUGGAGAUCAAGCAUGUUGAUAUGCUCGAGUCCUAUCUCUGUGGAUAUCUCCGCAUACAGGGUCUCACCGAGGAUCACCCAACGCUAACCACGUAUUUCGAGGGGGAAAUCAUCGGAAACAAGCACGGCUUCAUAACAAGAAAUGAAGCCUGGGGUGCGACAGAAAAAAGCGAUAUGCAACAUUGGGCGAGGUUUCCCCCUUGGCGAUCGGUUGUGAAGCAAACAAAGAGGCAGGAUUUUCCGCUGUGGAACUAUGCUCAGCGUGAGCACAUCUUCAUGCGGUGGAAGGAGUACUUCCUCGUCCCUGAUCAUCGUGUGAGAUCAAUUUCCGGUGCUAGUUUUGAGGGCUUCUAUUAUAUCUGCUUUAAUCAAGUGGAAGGAACGGUAGCUGGGAUUUACUUUCACGCAAAAAGCGAGAAGUUCCAACAACUUGAGCUCAGGCAUGUGCAAGAUCAUGGUCGCGCGCCUGCCAUGGAGUUCCGUUGA
Aspergillus ibericus CBS 121593 is the source of this 996-nucleotide messenger RNA. Its product is annotated as vacuolar import and degradation protein. The record is from RefSeq and is a predicted model, not a curated record. Gene Ontology annotation, cellular component: GID complex; extrinsic component of membrane. The transcript has 4 exons. Lineage: Eukaryota; Fungi; Ascomycota; Eurotiomycetes; Eurotiales; Aspergillaceae. Gene Ontology annotation, biological process: proteasome-mediated ubiquitin-dependent protein catabolic process; protein catabolic process in the vacuole; protein targeting to vacuole. Bases 1 to 996 code for a protein of 331 amino acids.